AUGGGUGGUGCUAGCAAAGCUCUAAAAGCCGCACACAACAACAUGGAUAUUGAUCAGGUGCAUGAUUUGAUGGAAGACAUCGCUGAGCAGCAGGAGGUGGCUAACGAGAUUGCAGAAGCUAUUUCUAACCCAGUAGGAUUUGAUAGAAACAUCGAUGACGAGGAGCUGCUGAGAGAACUUGAGCAGCUUGAACAGGAAGAAUUAGACAAGCAGCUGUUGGACGUCCAUCCGACCCCAGUUGUACUACCUGAUGCACCAUCGACAGACUUGCCAACCGCCAGCAAAGCAAAACCAGCCAAAGCUGACCAUGACAAGGACCUCGAGGAUCUUGAAAUGUGGGCCAAUGCGUAA
Molecule: messenger RNA, 351 nt
Organism: Cylicostephanus goldi
Lineage: Eukaryota; Metazoa; Nematoda; Chromadorea; Rhabditida; Strongylidae
Source: the annotation of a GenBank genome assembly